UUUGACGUGCGAAUAGGUUGUCUAUGAAAUGUGCCGACUUCUUGCUUGACAGUGUUGUUUGAUAAUAUUGUUCAUCAGUUUCACCUUUGCGAACGUUCUUUAUAAUUUCUCAAUCGACAAUAAUCCGAAACAGAUCUGGCAAAUAUAAUCUGAAAGCGCAAGGCGAACCAGCUGGGCGAACUGCCGGCGCCACACGGGUCGCGGCACCUUCUGUUGUUUUUCUUGUCUGCUUGUUUUCAUUGGUCAACCCUUCCCUCAAGAGAACACAUUUGUUGGUGUCUUGUUUCAAUCAUUUCCUAGGUCCUUCGUUCGAAAACUGUGUAUCCGAUGGCUUACAUGAAUUAAAAAAUCCUUGCAACACAGGGCGUAGUGCGAUCAUCAUUUCGUUGAAACAUCCAACUUUAAACUGAAGUUCGAUCGUGUAUCUGUACUUAGGAGAGUGAUUUUUUCGGAGUUUUGAAUAAAAGCUCUGAAUAGAGGAGGGAAGUCAAAGAUUUUCCUUCCACCUUCAGCCAUGGAUACUCCUCAGUUUAUUGUAAAUGACAACCCUGUGAAGCUUCAUCAUUUGUGUCGCAUGUGUGCUACACCUUGCACUAAGUCAGUUCCCAUAUUUGGUCCUGUAGGGACAGAAAAUGAACUGGCCAUCAAGUUCAACAACUAUUUGCCACUCAAGGUUUCGGAGAGUGAUUCCAUCCCCCUUCAACUAUGUUAUGAGUGUACCAACUUGCUGAUGCAGUGGGAUGCUGCUAUCCUAGUGGCUGUUGCUGCAGAUAAGAAGCUACGAGCACUUCUAUGGCGAGAACGGCAAUCACAAGAAGUUAGCAUGAAGGAAAAGGAAGAAACUCAACAACCUGUCCAACUAAGGAAGCGCAAGAGAUCCUCAGCACGAGUUCAAGAAUCUCUGUGUUGUUCAGUCUGCAACAAAAGUGGGAUGGAUUUUAGGGAGCUAGUGGAACAUUUGAAGACUCAUGAAGACCGUGGAAAAGAGUCAUCUUCACCUCAGAAUUCAUCUUCAGUUCAAGUAACUGAUAGAGGUGAUUCUGACUGUUCAAUUGAUGAUCUAUUGACUCCUGUUGUUUGCUUGGAGACGCUUGACUCAGAAAGGCAGCUUCGCUCAAACAAAAGUAAUAGUGGAAGUCCACAAGAAAAGACCGAUAGUUCAAAUAAUAAUAAGAAGAAAGCAAAAAGAGGGAGACCUAAGAGGGUCACCAGAAGUUAUCAGAAUUUUCUUACUGAAGUAGUUGAAGGUGAUGUGAAUGACUUACUUGUCACAUCAUCCACCCCUCACAACAAAACUCCAGAGACUUCGGAAGGUGACAAUACACAUUCAUCACCUGCCAAUAACCUUGCCAAGGCAUCAUCUGAUACAGCAGCAUCUACUGGGUGCAACACUAAAAAAGAAGUGGCGUCUGACAGCCACAAUAAUACAUUUAAACCUAAAGUGCGUAUCAUUUCUGCAGAAAGCAUUAAUCAGACUUUAGAAGAGAGAGCAAAAGCCAACCAAACUGCGAGAAGUUUAGAAUCUUAUCAACCUGAUGUUCUAAUUACUGGUAGUUCCCCACCAAGUGGUAGUCUCUCACCAACGAAGCCUGCAGUGAGGAGACUUGUUUUAUCAGGACAAGUUGUGAAAGGUAUUAAUCUUGAUGCCGCAAAGUCUGGACAAAAGUUUCUGAAGCUGUCGGAUGGAAGAAUCAUCAAGAUAAUUCAGAACCCUAACUCUUCAGCAACCCUAGCACCUUCAGGGCAGAGAGUCCAAGUCCUUAGUAGUAAAGUAAUAGGGUCUGACAAUGAUAAGCCUGCAUCUCAAUUAAGACCUAUCUCUCCUGAUGCUCUUGAAUACGUUGGAAGUCAAGCCCAGUUGCAGCCUGAUGAUCCACCUCGAUCCCUUGUAGUCAGGCAAAUGAGAAGAGUUGGUAACAGGACUUUUUACUUCAGCUGUCAACCUGGACCCAGACAUUGUCCAAACCGUUAUGUAUGUGAAUUCUGCUGCAAGAGAAAUUUAACUCCAGAAUCUCUGCAAGAACACAGUGAGCUUCAUGUGUCUUCAUCUGAUAAUUUACUAUCAAAUUAAUGUGGAAACUGUAAGUGUUUCAUGUUUGUCAAGGCUAAAUUUUGCCUAUAUUGUUUACUUACUUAAUCAUUUAACUUCCUUCAAUGAUUUUGUGUUCUAGAGAAAUACUGUAUAGUAAUAAGUUGUGAUAAAAUUAGUGACUGUCUCUUUAUUUCAGUUCACAUUUCUGUAACAGUUUUUAAAAUCUACAUUUUAUAAAUAAAUUGAUAGGCAGUUAUACAGCAAUGUUGGCAUGAGGCUUAUGUAUAAGUAUCUUCCAGGACACUUCCUUUCUCAGACAAAGCUUUAACAAUUAACAUAAAGCCAGUGCCCAAACUGACAAAUGUAGUGAGAUACAGUAGUUACUAUCUAAAUUUUGGUAAUGACGUAACACUACGGUAUUACCUCCUUCAAGAUGAUUAAAAAGAACUGUUUUGAAGGUGAUGAUAGGAAAUAACAGCCUUGAAGAAACCUAAACAUUAAGGUGGAAUGAAAAAAAGUAACUAAGUUAUCACAGUCUAGGACAUCAGCAUGAAAGCAAGAUUAUGGCACCGAAAGACUAGGAGCAUCAACUUUUCCUUUAAACAACAAUGGCUAGACAGAUCUGCAGGUUGGCAGUUGGGUCAUUAAGUAUUAGAAAUAAGAAAUGAGCAACCUUGUUCUCUUGAUAGAAAAGCUGAAAAUAAAGAACUUUUCGUCAA
Molecule: messenger RNA, 2751 nt
Organism: Thrips palmi
Lineage: Eukaryota; Metazoa; Arthropoda; Insecta; Thysanoptera; Thripidae
Exons: 6
Coding region: 515-2071 (518 amino acids)
Cellular component (GO): nucleus
Molecular function (GO): zinc ion binding
Source: RefSeq, a predicted model, not a curated record